UGGCCAUCCCUUGUUCUUGUUGCACACUUUUAUGUACUUUGCAUGUUCUUUGUAGCAGAAAGAAGAUAAGCAACACUGAAUGAUUGGUAGUGGGGAAAUUGCUUUCUUUGUCUUCCAUGUUAAUUAACACAUCUGGGUCCACACCCAACACCACCUUCUUCUUCUUCUUCUUCUUCUUCUUCUUCUGCUCAAGAAAACUUAGAUAAAUACAAGUCUCAACUUGUUCAUUUCAAAUAUUACUCAACUGGGUCCAACAAGGCUAUAUUCCUUGUCAUUAUUAUAUAUAGCUAAGUUCCUAAAAAGGGUUUUUUUUUUUUUAUAAUUUUUAUGGAUUCCAACUCUUCAAGCUUUCUUCUCAACCCUUCAUCACUUCAAUCAGUUUACUAUCAUCAAGCCAAGGAGGGUCAUGAUGGUGUAAUAGAUCUUGGUCUCAGCCUCAGAACUUUACAACCUGAGGCAUAUAAUCAUCCCUCUUCUGCACAUUUGGUGAGCUUGGAGGGAUAUGAUGAUGAUCUUCUAGAGUGGCCUCAAUCAAACUUGAACUUGAAAUGUUCAGACAUUAAUACACAACCAAGAAAUAAUUUCCAACCAGAUUGUGAGGAAGAUGGGGAAGGAAUCCAAAGCAAAGAGAGUUGGGUUUAUGUGAAGGUUAACAUGGAUGGAGUCAUUGUUGGAAGAAAAGUUUGUGUACUUGAUCAUGGUAGUUACUCAAGCCUGGCACUGCAACUAGAGGACAUGUUUGGUAGACAAACAGUGUCUGGAUUGGGAUUGUUCCAAGAUGGGUCUGAGUUCUCACUAUUCUACAAGGAUAGAUAUGAGAAUUGGAGAGGUGUUGGUGAUGUCCCAUGGAAGGAAUUUGUUGACAGUGUGAAACGGCUGAGGAUUGCAAGAAAGUGUUGUGGAACUGAGCUUCUUACCUGAUAGUUUAAAUUGGCCUACUUUUUUUGUUCUUGUCUUAUAAUUAUUAGAGCAUCUCUGACUUUAAUAUCGAAUUUAAUUAAAUGUGACAGCUUUUUUUAGAAAACGACAUCUGAAUUCAAUGUGGGCAGAUAUUGCUUUAUAAGGUUAAA
Humulus lupulus (European hop) is the source of this 1070-nucleotide messenger RNA. RefSeq names its product auxin-responsive protein IAA32-like. Lineage: Eukaryota; Viridiplantae; Streptophyta; Magnoliopsida; Rosales; Cannabaceae. Gene Ontology annotation, molecular function: protein binding. Gene Ontology annotation, biological process: regulation of DNA-templated transcription. Bases 328 to 921 code for a protein of 197 amino acids. The transcript has 4 exons. The record is from RefSeq and is a predicted model, not a curated record. Gene Ontology annotation, cellular component: nucleus.